Messenger RNA from Gossypium raimondii (Peruvian cotton), 573 nucleotides. RefSeq lists its product as uncharacterized. The transcript has a single exon. Lineage: Eukaryota; Viridiplantae; Streptophyta; Magnoliopsida; Malvales; Malvaceae. The record is from RefSeq and is a predicted model, not a curated record. The coding region runs from base 1 to 573 and encodes 190 amino acids.
AUGGAACCAAGCCCACCCUUUAUCACCAAGAAGCUAUCUAACUUGGCUCGUUUAAGUGUAUUCAUGAUAAGAAAAGGGUUGUCAAAGGGCAAGCUAGUGCUUGACGACCUUCAAUUCUUAAUGAAACGUGGGAAGAUCAUGGGAAAAGCAUUAAAUGAGGCAUCACUGAGUUGCAGAUCACGUGACGUGCAUCUUUCCUUCGUAUCACCAAUGGAGUACGAGUUCAGCUGCCGUACAAGUCCGUCGCAUCAACCUUACGACCCCUUCAAUGGCAGAAAGCGAAAAGCUGCCGCCCGUUACCGUUACUACGCAGGGCGGCCUCGGGGGCGAGACGGUGUGGUUUUGGGAGCAAUGGGAUGUAGAGAUUCGGGUGAUUACGUGUCGCCGAAGCCAUUAAAAGGAAGGAGAGUGCAUAUUAGUAGGGAGUUGCCAUUGGUGUUGAAGGAUCAUGAAGAUGAUGAGGAUGAAUACCGUGUAGAUGAAGCGGCUGAGGAGUUUAUUCAAAGCUUUUAUACGCAACUAAGGUUGCAGAAAUGGUUGGCUGUCAUGGAAGCAACCGAUUACUAUGGCUAA